Brachypodium distachyon (stiff brome) is the source of this 2232-nucleotide messenger RNA. Its product is annotated as mitochondrial carrier protein CoAc1. The record is from RefSeq and is a predicted model, not a curated record. The coding region runs from base 895 to 2034 and encodes 379 amino acids. Lineage: Eukaryota; Viridiplantae; Streptophyta; Magnoliopsida; Poales; Poaceae. Gene Ontology annotation, biological process: transmembrane transport. The transcript has 7 exons.
AGUUCCCGUUUGGCGCACGUGGGACUGCGGUCGCUCUCCCCUUUCCGCGUUCCUUCGAAUUCGUUCCAGAACAGAACUACUCCGCGCUCCCUCCUACAGACUCCAAACCCGCGCGACCGGAUUCCGCCGAAUCGAUCCCCUCCUCCUCGGCCGGACCCCGGACGGACGAAUCACUCCCUCCCCUCGACCUCCUCUCCCCGCAGAUCCCCCGCGAUUGAUGAGUAUUCUUCCCCCAGUCUCUUGGUGGAGCGAUUUGGAUGCGAGGGAGCUCGGCCCCGAGCAUUCUUCUCCCCGAUCUCCCCGCCGGGAAGGCGCCGACGUCUCUCCCCUCUCGCUGCCGGAGGUAGGCGGCCGAUGGGCUAGGGAGCUGGCCCUCCUACACCUUCGGUCGCCAGCGGCAGGCCGGAGCCUUGUGGGAUCCGCCCGCCUCCUCUCGAUUUAGAAGCCCACUGCCUGCUCAGUUAAUUGAGCCUAUAUCUCUGAGGUUGAUUCAGCUAUUGGGAAAGAGUAUAUUGUCAGUUCUUGGAUCAUCAGAGCUUACGAUUGGGAACUGGAUGUUGCGUGGUGAUCCAGCUUAAUCCUGUUUAGUUUAACUGUGGAGGAUAAAGAUUGGCUUUGGUUGUGUCUUUUUGGGUGUUUAGCACUCAGACAGUACUGUGCAAGAUUCUAGCUUAUCCUUGACUAUCAUAGUCUCUUGUUAGUACGAGUGUUGAGGAGACAGAUCAAAGCUUUGAUUUGUUCCUGGCAUUUGGAUAUCCAAUUUCGGGGACAUAUUCCUAGCAAGACCCUGCACUGUAGAACAUAUUCUCUGCUCUGAAUUGAUUUUGUGUUAAUGUUAGUAGUGGUGGGGAGGGAAGGUACUAAAUAUUCCCAUCUGCCCAGCCAGUUGGAAAGAUGGGUUCCUCGCAAGAAUCCACCUUCUCAUCAGCUUCAACGGCCGCGCAAGUGAAUGCGUUGGACUUACUACCAGUCUAUGCUAAGGAACUUAUUGCUGGCGGUGCAGCUGGUGCAUUCGCAAAGACUGCGGUAGCGCCACUUGAGAGGGUCAAGAUAUUAUUGCAGACAAGAACCGAAGGGUUUCAAUCCCUUGGGAUUGUUCGAUCCUUGAGGAAGCUGUGGCAAUAUGAAGGAAUUCGAGGCUUCUACAAAGGCAAUGGUGCAAGCGUGCUUCGGAUUGUUCCAUAUGCGGCAUUGCAUUACAUGACAUAUGAGCAGUAUAGGUGCUGGAUACUGAAUAAUGCUCCAUCAGUGGGUACAGGACCCGUAGUUGAUCUCUUGGCUGGCUCAGCUGCUGGCGGGACUGCAGUUCUGUGUACCUACCCUUUAGACUUGGCUAGGACCAAGCUCGCAUAUCAGGUUUCGAAUGUGGCCCAACCUGGCAACUCCUUGGGAAAUUCCGGCCACCAGCCAGUAUAUAAUGGCGUAAAGGAUGUUUUCAAAACUGUAUACAAGGAAGGAGGUGCACGAUCUUUGUACCGUGGGAUAGGUGACAGCAAUUGCCUGGAGCCCAGGAUGCAAUAUAUGGGAGUAGUUUAUGAUGUCUAUGUAAUAUUUAUCUGGGCUAUAGCAUUGCACCGCAUGACAGUUGAGGCCAAAUUUCGUAUCAUUUCAGGCCCAACCCUGAUCGGUAUUCUUCCAUACGCUGGCCUAAAAUUUUACAUAUACGAAGAUCUAAAAUCUCGUGUUCCAGAAGAUUACAAGAGAUCUGUUGUAUUGAAGCUCUCCUGUGGUGCUUUGGCUGGUCUUUUUGGGCAAACGCUCACUUACCCGCUGGAUGUUGUCCGAAGGCAAAUGCAGGUUCAGAACAAGCAGCCACAGAAUGUUAACGACACCUUCCGCAUAAGAGGAACAUUUCAGGGUCUCUUACUCAUCAUUCGGUGCCAGGGAUGGAGACAACUCUUUGCUGGCUUGAGCCUUAACUAUGUCAAGGUUGUCCCUUCAGUUGCUAUCGGAUUCACAACAUAUGACAUGAUGAAGAAUUUGCUGGGAGUACCUCCACGCGAGAGAGCUCAUCCAUCGGCUGGUAACAAAUGAAGCAGCGCCGACUCUCUUGUGUUGCAGGUCUCGUUUUGAAUCAUAUUGCUAGGUUGCAUAGGAUGGUCUCAUAAUUCCGACUGAACUGUUGGGUCUGUAAGAAUGACAGCUCAAUUGAGCUGCUCCAGACUCGGAUAUGAUUGUAUAUACUGAUUGUGCUGAUUUGAUAGUUGAAUUGAUAAAGCAUUUCGUCCGUAA